UUAUGAUUUAAGCCAGGGACAUUUUAGGGUUUGCGCCUACCAUUGGCAUUGGAUGAUGAUGGACCAUGGAAAAGUAUUAGCAGUGCAAAGGCAAGCUAGACAGGACAAUAAUAGACGCGUCUGAUCUGUAGGGCUUAGCCCUCUGCCAUUGAAGGGCGCCCAUCCACUCCAACAACACAUCUGGUGGGAAGAUUGUAAGUUGGAGGUCUAGCGACGCGGUGUUCCUUGAAACGUCCUUGCGCCUAACACCGUGAGCCUGGGGUUGCAGAUGGCUGAACCGCCACCUUUCCAGCAAGCUGCAAAUUGUGCCAUCUGUAAUUGCACAUUUGGCACGUUCAGGCGCAAGCAUCACUGCCGCGAGUGUGGUCGAACAGUCUGCGCGGAGCAUGGGAGCAAAAGUAAAGCUGUACCUCAGUUCAAUUUGAACACCCCAGUCCGUGUCUGCGAUGAGUGCUAUGACAAGAAAAGUGUCAGCCCGUCCUCUGCCAAUGGGGCCCAGCCUGUGGGGGAUGCCCCCCGGUGGAGCGCCACCAGCAGCCAGGCAGACGGGGAUGCAGACUCGCUGGCCGCCACCCUGGCGGAGGCGCGACUAGCCUCGUCCAUGCCUCCCGCUGCCGCCCCGGUGGUUGACUGCACAUGCGGCAUGCCCCUCUGCAUCUGCGAAGCACCGCCAAAGGAGGAGGCACCCUCUGGGCCCUCUCCGUCAUACCCGAGUCCUCCCGUCCAGCGCUCCCCCAGGGUCGCCAAAGCUGCACCCCAGACGACUAAGCCGGCCCCUGCCUCCGGGAACGAGAUGCCCAGUCUUUUCUUCCAAUCGACCAACGGCGGGACACCGGAACCAUCAUCCAAGCCAGUGUACGAAGAGUCAGGGGAGGGCUUGCGCGAGGCUGUAAAAAGAGGGGACGCGUCUGGAGUCAGAAGCCUACUCGCAAAGGGUGUGGAGCCGUCGUACGUGGACCGGCAGGGCAUGUCGCUCCUCCACCUGGCAGCCAUGUUCAACCAGACGGACAUUGCAUUCAUGCUGAUUGACGCAGGCGCAAGCGUAUCUGCCAAGAACGGGCAAGGCGAGACACCCCUUGAUUGCGCACCGGCUACCUUGUCCAACAAGAUCAAAGAGAAGCUUAGAAGAAGCUGAUUGGAUCGACUGAUUUCGCGAGUUGGAUGAAUUGUACUGUAUCUUUGGAAGGUGUACAUUAAGAGCCGAUAUAGCCUUUAGUCAUGGAACUGGUUGUACGUACUGUAUGGUUAAGAUGGCCUUUCCUAGACUUGAAAUUGGUCGAUGAUCCCGCUCUUUUUCCUUGAAUGGUCGAAAGCUGUUGCACAAGACACGUUGGGAACGUGUCUAUACCAUCUGGCACGUCUACCUGGUAGUUUGCAAGUAAACGAGGCUUGAGCAUGGUAAAGUCGCACGAUUUUUGGCGAAAGGCGAG
Messenger RNA from Klebsormidium nitens, 1430 nucleotides. The record is from the annotation of a GenBank genome assembly. NCBI's taxonomy places the organism in Eukaryota, Viridiplantae, Streptophyta, Klebsormidiophyceae, Klebsormidiales, Klebsormidiaceae.